Molecule: messenger RNA, 2601 nt
Organism: Artibeus jamaicensis (Jamaican fruit-eating bat)
Lineage: Eukaryota; Metazoa; Chordata; Mammalia; Chiroptera; Phyllostomidae
Gene: AADAT
Product: aminoadipate aminotransferase
Exons: 13
Coding region: 238-1515 (425 amino acids)
Biological process (GO): biosynthetic process
Molecular function (GO): L-kynurenine:2-oxoglutarate transaminase activity; pyridoxal phosphate binding
Source: RefSeq, a predicted model, not a curated record
AGAGAUGGGGUGAACGGUUCUUUUGCAACUGGACUUUGACUGCAGGGCUGCCUCCAGUGCGGGAGUUUCAGCGACGCUUUUCCAGCACUGCGCUUGAGAAACCAGACCCCUUGCGGGGAGGAGGGCGGGAGUCACCUAAGGUGACGUUUGGAGAGAGAACAAAGAGGCAGCCCUAGUGUUUGGUUGUGCUAGUCUUUAACAACUGAGGAAGGAGUUUGGUGCUUGGAUAUCAGAGGCAUGAAUUACGCACGGUUCAUCACCGCAUCGAGCGCAGCAAGAAGGCCUUCUCCCAUCCGAAUUUUGAGUGAGAUAAUGCUGCGGUCACCGAAAUCAGUCAUCUCCUUGGCUGCGGGAUCACCAAAUCCGAACUUGUUUCCUUUUAAGACUGCUGUUAUCACCGCGGACGAUGGAAAGGUCAUCCAAUUUGAUGAAGAGAUAAUGAAGAAAGCACUUCAGUAUUCUCAAAGUGCUGGAAUCCCAGAGCUGUUGUCCUGGCUAAAACAGUUACAAUUAAGACUUCAUAAUCCUCCCACCCUCCAUCGCCUGUCGAGCCAAGAAGAAAUGGAUAUAUGUGUCACAACUGGCAGCCAAGAUGGUCUUUGUAAGGUGUUUGAAAUGCUCACUGAGAGUGGAGAUAAUGUCCUCCUAAAUGAACCUGUUUAUUCAGGAACACUUGAAGCUCUACAACCACUUGGCUGCAACAUUAUUAGUGUUCCCAGUGAUGAAUAUGGGAUUAUACCAGAGUCCCUCAAAGCAAUACUUUCCAAAUGGAGACCAGAAGAUUCAAAGAACCCCAGGAAAAACACCCCCAAAUUUCUUUAUACUGUCCCAAAUGGCAACAACCCUGCUGGAACCUCACUAACAAGUAACCACAAAAAGGAAAUCUAUGAGCUUGCAAGAAAAUAUGAUUUCCUCAUAAUAGAAGAUGAUCCGUACUAUUUUCUCCAGUUCAACAAGCCCUGGACACCGUCAUUUCUUUCCAUGGACACUGAUGGGCGAGUCAUCAGAUCUGACUCUUUUUCGAAGGUCCUGUCUGCUGGGUUGAGAAUAGGGUUUAUAUCUGGUCCAAAACCCUUGAUAGAGAGAAUUGUUUUACACACACAAGUCUCAACAUUGCACACCAGCACUUUUACACAGCUUAUGAUAUCCCAUCUUCUUCACCAAUGGGGAGAAGAGGGCUUCCUGGCUCAUGUAGACAGGGUUACUGAUUACUACAGGAAGCAGAAGGAUGCAAUACUGGCAGCUGCAGAUAAGUGGUUAAGUGGUUUGGCAGAGUGGCAUGUUCCUACUGCUGGAAUGUUUGUAUGGAUUAAAAUUAAGGGCAUUAAUGAUGCAAAAAAACUGAUUGAAGAAAAAGCCAUUAAGAAAGAGAUACUAAUGGUUCCUGGAAAUGCUUUCUACAUUGAUAACUCAGCUCCUUGCCCUUACUUCAGAGCAUCCUUCUCUUUGGCUUCUCCAGAACAAAUGGAUAUGGCCUUCCAGAGAUUAGCACAACUUAUAAAAGAAUCUAUAUGAAGACAUCAGACUCUUCGUAGUUCUCACAAAUUUUUUAGAUAAAUUAUCCCUGUGUUUUAGCAGCAAGAGAUGAUCGAUGGUGUUGGACCUAUAGACUGGGUUGCAUCAAACAUGUCGCACCUGUGGUGAUUUAACUGAACAACUUUUAAAGUGCCCUUAAAUCCACCAGAUUGCCAAAAUAUAUUUAUAAUCCAAAGUUUACCUUCUGAUAAACUUUCAACCUGCAAAAAAUUAUUUUUAUUGUGAAAUUCAUUGUAAAGGACUCUGCAGUUGCUCUGUAAUUUCCCAUAAAUUUUCUUUGAAACUAACAAUUACAGGAAAUUAUUUGGAAAAUGUAAGAAAAUAAGUUCAAGAUGGUACACAAUGUAAACUUUCUACUUUUUAAGAAAAUUUAAUGAAAACUUGCUGCAAAAAUUAUUGGAAUUUGAUAUCAUCAUAAAUGAUUUCAGUAAGAGUACCAUAGAUAUUAUGUUAUGCCAUAAAAAUCCAUUUAAAAUAAAAUUCUGAAAUUAAACAUACCUAAAGGCAUCAGACCUAUUAUUCUAAGUAAGAAGGAGAGAUUGGGACUUAGGAAAAUUUACUACAAUGCUUUUUCAUAAUACUACAGUGUACAAAAACAUAUUCUUAUCAGUUAUGUAAUUUGAGCCUACAUGGCCCCUUGAGGUAUUUAUGAUAUAAUUAUUUUGAUGAUUUUUUCUCACCUUUUAAGAGGUUUAUUUUUCCCAUUUGAUUACUAAAGUAAUAUCACUUAUUUUAAAAUUUUCAAACAAUUCAGGAAAUACAAGGAAUAGAGUAAAAACAUCCACUUUGUCUCCCUCUCCCCAUUAUAAUUGUCAUCAGCAUUUAUCCUUCGUCCUUUUAGAUAUUUUUCUAUGCAUAUGGAUGUCACAUGUACCAUAAAAGAAUAGGAUCUCAUUAUGGCAGUGUAUUAUAAAUAGCCUGUAUGCAUUUUUUAAUGCUACGUAAAAAAUUCACAUUGUUCCAAGAUCCAGUCAUUGUAAGGCCCUUAAAGGAAUUAAGAAAUGUAUGUGGUUGUCUUUUAUGCCAUCCUUUGUGCUUAUAAACAUCUGCAUCAUGGUGAUUAUA